Molecule: messenger RNA, 3721 nt
Organism: Pseudopipra pipra
Lineage: Eukaryota; Metazoa; Chordata; Aves; Passeriformes; Pipridae
Gene: KPNA4
Product: karyopherin subunit alpha 4
Exons: 17
Coding region: 279-1844 (521 amino acids)
Biological process (GO): NLS-bearing protein import into nucleus
Cellular component (GO): nucleus; cytoplasm
Molecular function (GO): nuclear import signal receptor activity; protein binding
Source: RefSeq, a predicted model, not a curated record
GUCCCUUCCCUUCCCCUCCCCCGCGCGGCGGCACCGGCGCGUUGGGGCCGCGGGACCGACCCGCUCCCGGCUCCUCCCGCUGCACGGACCGACCCCGCACCGAGCCCGGCCCCGCAGCCACAGCACCCCACACAGCCCCGGCCCUCCCGCCUCGCCGCGGGCCCGGCGGGGGCUUCCCCCCCGGCGCGCUCGGGCCCCGGGCGGAGGAGGAGGAAGAGGAGGAGGAGGAGGAGGAGGAGGAGGAGGAGGCGGAGGGGCCCCCCCGCGCCGGCCCCGCCAUGGCCGACAGCGAGAAGCUGGACAACCAGCGCCUCAAGAACUUCAAGAACAAAGGCCGCGACCUGGAGACUAUGAGAAGACAAAGAAAUGAAGUUGUGGUGGAAUUGAGAAAGAACAAAAGAGAUGAACAUCUUCUAAAGAGAAGGAAUGUUCCCCAUGAAGAUAUCUGUGAAGAUUCUGAUAUAGAUGGUGACUUCAGAGUGCAAAACACUUCUUUGGAGGCAAUAGUACAGAAUGCUUCAAGUGACAACCAGGGUAUACAGUUAAGUGCUGUGCAGGCAGCAAGGAAGUUGCUCUCCAGCGACCGCAACCCACCCAUCGAUGAUCUAAUAAAAUCAGGAAUAUUACCUAUUUUAGUGCACUGUCUUGAAAGAGAUGACAAUCCUUCUUUACAGUUUGAGGCCGCGUGGGCUCUGACAAACAUCGCCUCUGGAACCUCGGAGCAGACACAGGCCGUGGUUCAGUCCAAUGCUGUGCCGCUCUUCCUGAGGCUGCUGCACUCACCUCAUCAAAAUGUCUGUGAGCAAGCUGUGUGGGCUUUAGGAAAUAUCAUAGGUGAUGGACCCCAGUGUAGAGAUUAUGUUAUUAGCCUUGGAGUAGUGAAGCCUCUGCUGUCCUUCAUCAGCCCCUCCAUCCCCAUCACCUUCCUAAGGAACGUUACCUGGGUCAUGGUCAACUUGUGCCGCCACAAAGACCCCCCUCCACCGAUGGAGACCAUCCAGGAGAUCCUGCCAGCGCUCUGUGUUUUAAUUCACCACACGGAUGUAAAUAUAUUGGUAGAUACAGUCUGGGCACUCUCAUAUCUAACGGAUGCUGGCAAUGAGCAGAUCCAGAUGGUCAUAGACUCCGGAAUAGUCCCUCAUUUGGUUCCUCUUCUCAGCCAUCAAGAAGUUAAAGUGCAAACGGCUGCUCUGAGAGCUGUAGGAAACAUCGUCACCGGCACCGACGAGCAGACACAGGUAGUUCUCAACUGUGAAGCUCUCUCACAUUUUCCAGCACUUCUGACACAUCCCAAAGAAAAAAUUAAUAAGGCAACCGUGUGGUUCCUAUCUAACAUCACUGCAGGAAACCAGCAGCAAGUUCAGGCAGUAAUAGAUGCAAACCUUGUUCCAAUGAUAAUUCAUCUUCUAGAUAAGGGUGACUUUGGUACUCAGAAAGAAGCUGCUUGGGCAAUAAGCAACUUAACGAUCAGCGGAAGAAAAGACCAAGUGGCUUACUUAAUCCAACAAAAUGUAAUCCCUCCCUUUUGCAAUUUGCUGACAGUAAAAGAUGCACAAGUUGUGCAAGUGGUUCUGGAUGGACUAAGUAAUAUAUUAAAAAUGGCUGAAGAUGAAGCAGAAACCAUAGCCAACCUUAUAGAAGAGUGUGGAGGGCUGGAGAAAAUUGAACAGCUACAAAACCAUGAAAAUGAAGACAUCUACAAACUGGCUUAUGAGAUCAUUGAUCAGUUCUUCUCUUCAGAUGAUAUUGAUGAAGAUCCAAGCCUUGUUCCAGAAGCAAUACAAGGCGGAACAUUUGGUUUCAAUUCAUCUGCCAAUGUACCAGCAGAAGGGUUCCAGUUUUAGAGUGGUAUUUUGGAAGUUAGGUACAAUGCAGCACUGAAUAAAACAAAAAAAAAAAGGUUUGAUCCAUCAAUCUUGGCUCAUGGGAUCCGCUGCUGCAUUAAAUCGGGAAAGCAAAUGUGAAGAUUUCAUUUGGAAUCACAGAAAAGCCCAAAUGAAGUCAAGAUGGCGAGUGGGUGCGAGUGAGAAUGAGUGGCAAAAUGUAAUGAAAAACUUCACACUGAAUGCUUAUUUAGAUUGUUCAAAGAAAAAAAAGGGCUACAGGUCACAGAUCUUCAGUGCCUGAGACGGAACACCGACUUCCUAGAGCAAUUGGGGGAAAUGCAGUAUAUCAUCAUCAAGCCUCGUAAGCAUAAGAGAAUAGGAUGCCCACAUAAGUCCAAGAGAAUGAGCCCAGGCCUUGCUAUGAAGCACCGUGUGAAUGGACACCGUUGAGUGAAUGUCUGGACUCGCUGCCAGGCUGGAUCCCAGCGGGGGCUCCGGGCUGGAUCCCAGCGGGGGCUCCGGGCUGGAUCCCAGCGGGGGCUCGGGGCCAGCGCCGGGCCUGCCGUGUGAUGAGAGAGUGGGUGUGAUGCUGUCUGUGAGCGCAUGGAGCUUGAGUCGCCUUCAGGGGGCUGGAACAACCUAACCCAUCGACUUGGAGUGUCACCUUACACUGGACACCAGACCGGUUUAGCAGCAGACUCUGGUUUACUCCUGCAGCCUGUGUUUCUCUUGUUUUGUUUUGUUUCCUUUUUUUUUUUUUUUUCUCCCCCUCUUUUAUUUUUUUUUUUUUCUUUCGAGUUAUUUUUCAUUUCUUUCCUGUACGGCUUCUUUUUAGUUUGUUUGUAAAGUCAGAAUUUCAGGAAGGCUUCCCUGUGCAUUUGCACCAGAUGAAUGUUUGAUGUUAUGAAAAGCUUUUCCAUAUCAUCAAAACUAAUUUGUAGAUUUUUGCAUGGAAAAAAAAAAAUCAUUCAUUUCCCUUCGAACUAGACUGUGUUGCAGUACACAAGUUGCCAUAAUAGUAGAAAGCAGUAAAAUGUGGUAAUAAAAAACCUCAUCCUUUUCAUUUUCAAAGAUAACAUGAAGACCUUUGCAUGUGGUAAUCUACAGCAUAGUUCAUUUUUAGAUUUUGUUGAGUCCUGUAACCAAAAUGUUUCUGUUGUGGUAGGAUACCGUGCUGUGUUUCAAUGUUACUUGUUUUCAAACUUUGUUUUCUAUGAAAAUGAUAUGGAAACGUCUAAAAAAUGAAAUUUGGUGCAUAUGUACUGCCGAAUAAAGACCGAGAAAAGAGGUGUGAAUAGAUGUACAAAUCAAGUCAUGGUUUGAACACCUUUAAUAUGCCUAAUCCAAUUGUUUUAGACUCUUUUUAUCUUAGAUGUAGGCAGCCAUGAACAAUCUAUUUUGAGCCACUUUAGAGAGAAAACUUUGUAUUUUUAAAACUUGCACAAAAAGGAUGCAAGUGUUUUUAUAAUUGGAGGAAUGCCUCAGUUUUGAGGUCCUGCACACUAAAUUCAAGGUGAGGUUACAAAUUUGUACAAACUGAACUCUUUAUAAGGUGGCUCAUUGUAGGAAAUGCUGUGCCUUCCCCUUUGAGCACAAGUGUUGCAUGAACAACAGUUUGCUAUAAUAAAUAAAACAUACCAGAUUAGCCACCAUUAGCAUCUAUAUCUACCUUGUGUUUUAAAAAUCAACUGGUAAUUCUGAAACACUGUAGAAUGGAUAAAGAUUAUUUUGUGAUCAUAACUCUUUGUUGGACUAGAGUAUUUUUGCAGCAUUCCUUGUCAUCAGAAACAUGGUUAAAAGUUUAAAACUAGAAGCAGCGGAAACUAGCUUGUGAAUUUAUCCAAGUAGAGUGCAGGCUAGGCUGUCUUGGGGAAAAUAAACAUUGAAACUUGCAA